AUGAGUCGGAAACGCGGAGCGGGCGACACGCUGUUGUCCGGCGACGUCGGCCGUCAUUAUGGAAAAUACGAUCUCGACCGAGUCGGUCUCUUCGACGAUGCACCGCCGGGCCCGUUCGACAUGUAUCGAGGGCCCGAGGUGGAAUUUCGUGAGGCCAAAGGACGUCAAAUCCUCGCCGGACCUUCCAAAGUGCUCUUCGAGGAGAAAUUCGAGCGAAUCUUUCAAGGCGAAGCACUCAGUGGAGUGUGGCGCGAUGGAGCGGCGCAGCGGUUACUAGACGAGAAGAAGAUCCGCCGACAUCGUAUGCUACCGACAUCGCCAUCGAAGAAGCACUCGACUCCCGGAGAUUGGUAUGGAUGUUUCGAUAAGCCUUCUUACCUCAGUCCGCUGCCGAAGAUGGAAACGAAAAAAAAGCUGCCGGCUCUGCCUAAUAUGAAGAUCAAGCCGAAUCCGCUUGGCGGGCCGGGAUACGCGAAUAUUUGCUUCAGUCCUUAUCCAACGUAUUUCCACCAUCCUUACGAUCACGUUGCGGAAGGAAUACUUCGUCAAAGGGCGAAACACGUGGGCCGAUUUUUGACAUCCAGUGCAACGUCGGAUUAUUUCCCUCCCAAUCCGUACAAAGCAGUGAGUCUAGGACCUACUUACGUGCGUCCGGGCGAAAUUGCGAAGCCAGCCCAGAAGAUGCGUUUCUACGUCCCUUUCCCGAAGGAACCGGGCGGAAGUCACGCUGGUUGCUUCAGCAAGUUCCCGGAAUACGUGAGCGAAUCUUACGCUCGAGAAAAAGCUAAGAUCGAGCCCAAGUUUAUAAGCGGCGGCUCGUCCACACGGUCGAAAUACACGAGCAGUAUCAUCGCGCGGAUAACAAGUGUAUCAUGCAAUGCGCUCAAUUACACGGAAUAUCGAGAACGAGCGUAUCCGCCGCAACGCCGAGAGAAGGAAAAUUGUUCAUUUGCGCGAAAAAUCUCUCGAAUUUAA
Messenger RNA from Dinoponera quadriceps, 975 nucleotides. RefSeq lists its product as uncharacterized. NCBI's taxonomy places the organism in Eukaryota, Metazoa, Arthropoda, Insecta, Hymenoptera, Formicidae. The record is from RefSeq and is a predicted model, not a curated record. Bases 1 to 975 code for a protein of 324 amino acids. The transcript has 4 exons.